AUGGACUCCUCUUCAGGCUCAGAAUUUAACCUCACCGACCUCUCCCAAAACGAUAAGAAAGAACUCCAACAAUUCGUUUCAAAUGAGGCUCAAAAGGCUAAAAUCCAGUCCACCGUCCACUACCUAACCGACAUGUGCUGGAAACGCUGCGUCACCUCCAAAAUCUCUUCGGGACAGAUGGACUCCUCCGAACGCCCGUGCAUGGAAAACUGCGUCGACCGCUACAUUGACUCUCAGAUGGCAGUUCUGAAGCACCUGGAGCAGCUGAGAGGCUAG
This is a messenger RNA of Orbilia oligospora ATCC 24927, 276 nucleotides long. RefSeq lists its product as uncharacterized. Lineage: Eukaryota; Fungi; Ascomycota; Orbiliomycetes; Orbiliales; Orbiliaceae. The coding region runs from base 1 to 276 and encodes 91 amino acids. The record is from RefSeq and is a predicted model, not a curated record. The transcript has 2 exons.